Messenger RNA from Rotaria socialis, 744 nucleotides. The record is from the annotation of a GenBank genome assembly. NCBI's taxonomy places the organism in Eukaryota, Metazoa, Rotifera, Eurotatoria, Philodinida, Philodinidae.
AUGCACGAAUUUGUUAUAAAUGCAUUUUUGUCAACUGAUGACACUGAUAAUAAUGAUCUGGGUGAUCGUAGCUUUGAUGAUAAUGAUGAUGAUACUGGUAGUUUUACAACUCGUCGAUCUCGCCCGUCUCGUCCAUCAUAUACACGUCGACCAGGUAGUUCAAGACACACACAUAGACCACGGAAUUCAACCAACAGUAUGAAGGUACGUUCGCUCAUACCAUCAAACAUUUGCGCAUCAGGUACGUGCAGAAAUGGUGCCAUUUGUUCUUCACAAGGACUAUUCUCAUUCAUUUGUAAAUGUGUUGGUCCGUGGCGAGGCAGCGAUUGUAGUAUACCUGAUGCUUGCUAUAGUUUACCAUGUAAAAAUUCUGGUAAUUGUACUAAUGCUUAUGAUGAUUAUGUCUGCCAAUGUUCUUCUGCUUAUUAUGGAAAAAAUUGUGACAUUAAGUUUACUGACAAUCGCCCAGCGACUAACUAUUGUCGACUAAAUCCAUGUAUAUAUGGUACUUGUUAUUCUUUAUCAACAACUUAUUAUUGCUCAUGUCCGAAUCGUCGCUAUGGUAGCAGAUGUGAAAGCGUUCUAACUUCCCGUAGCGCCUACCAACGUGCAUUCAAUGAAUUAUUCGAUGGUAUGAAACGAGCUAUGACCCAUGAAACUGGUAGUGACGGCAAUAAUGACAAUGGUGAAAAUGGUGAUUAUCAUGACAAUGAUAACGAUAACGACAACAAUGAUGAGAACUAA